AAAUCUGAUCAAGCUUUUCCGGUCUGCUAGCCCUAAUUUCCUCUCAAGACCUCUGGCGUUUGGACGCGCAGGCACAGAGGGGGAGAUAUCCUGGUCGAGGAGCAGCGAGGAGAAACUGGGGCACAACAAGCCGCGCGCCUCUGCACGGUUCCUCAUGAGUAAGGUAAUGCAUCCUGCCCUCAGUGUAAUGUGUCUGGGAAGGAGGAGUGUGUGAGAAUGGAUCGGCGGAUGGGAGCGCGGCAGCUCCGUGCCAUCCCAUCCGCGCGUCUCUCCGUCUCCGUGAAGCCGCCACAGAGCGCCCGCCGAUGCGCCCCCAGCUGCACUCACCUCCGGGCAUUUGUCCGCUCGUCAUUACAUAACUCGGCGUUUUUUUAGUUGCUUGCAGUGAAUUCAUUUCAUCAGGAGGCAGGAGAGGCGUCUGGUUCGCUGCCCCAUCAGCACGAAGCUGCAAGCGGCGGCAGGCAGGCAGGCGACGCGGCGUGGAUUUAAAGCCGGACUGUGCUGCUUUUUGCUGUCGUGGACUGGAGCUCCAGCAGAAAGGGUGGAAACCUGAAUCCACCGGUGAUGAGAGCUCACUCUGAGAGGUUUUCACUGGUGUUCUUCCAGAAGCAUCUGGAAAGGAUAAGACAGGGAUACACUCCCCCUCAGGAGGAUCAUUCACAUAUCAGACAUUUCAGUGUUUCAGCUCUGCGUGAAGUAUUCCAGCAUUUGUUUUAAUGUGAAAUUGGUUUAACCAUAACCGUUUAUACAAUCUCCUGUGCACCAGUAACUUGGUGCAUUCUAUCAGUGGUUAAAGGACAAAUACCCUCAUCCAGACUCCAGCACAUAUUAGAAAACCCUGCAAGCUUUCCUUGUAGCUAUGCAGUGAAGAUGUGUGCAGCCAGGUUUAAUGGCUGUGCCGAGGAGGCCUCCGCCGCCAGUGGUGGCGGAGGUGGUGCCGCAGGGGCUGCUGGUCCGAUCAUUGCCUCCAGGAUGCUGGACUGGACGGAUGCGGGUCCUCGCAUCCUCCACAGCCUGGAGAUGGGCACGGUGAUGACCAUCUUCUACCAGAAGAAGUCCCAACGGCCCGAAAGGAGAACCUUCCAGAUAAAGCAGGACACGCGGCAGAUUGUGUGGAGCAGAAACCCCGACAAGAUAGAAGGAGAGGUCGACAUACGGGAGAUCCGGGAGCUGCGGUUGGGGAAGGGCUCCCGUGAUUUCGAGCGCUACCCGGAGGAGGCCCGUAAACUGGACGCCGCCCACUGCUUCAUCGUGCUCUACGGCCUGGAGUUCCGCCUCCGGACGCUCAGUGUGGCAGCUUUCAGCGAGGAGGAGGUCAACAUGUGGAUUACUGGUCUCAACUGGCUGAUGGUGGACACUCAGAGAGCGCCAGCUCCACAGCAGAUAGACAGGUGGCUGAGGAAACAGUUUGAAGUCAUGGACAGGAGCCACGAGGGCAGCAUCACAGUGAAGGAUGUGAAAGCUCUGCUGCCUCAAAUCAACUACAGAGUCCCAAACAUGCGCUUUCUUAAAGACAAGCUCCAGGAGGUGGAGGCCCGGAGCGACCUGUCAUACCCUAAUUUCUCCCAGCUCUACAGAACGCUCAUGUUCGACUCGCAGAAGAAUAUUAUUGAGCAGCUGGAGCUCUCCUUCCCUCUGCGGAACGUUGACAGACCGGAGCUUUGUCAGAUCUCCCUCUACGACUUCCAGAAGUUUUUACAGAUGGACCAGAAGGAGUCCUGGGCGUCGGACCUGAGUCGUGUCAGAGAGUUCCUGACGGGCUACAUGAGGGGCGCUCCGCACCCGGAGCCCAUGCUGCAGCUUGAUGAGUUCCUGACGUUCCUGUUCUCUAAAGAGAAUUCUGUGUGUGACCCUCGACAUUCACCGGUUGUUGCUGACGACAUGAAGAGGCCGCUGUCUCAGUACUGGAUCUCCUCUUCACACAACACUUAUCUGACAGGUGACCAGUUUUCCAGUGAAUCGUCUCUUGAAGCCUACGCCCGCUGCCUCAGGAUGGGCUGCCGCUGCAUUGAGUUGGACUGCUGGGACGGACCUGAUGACCUGCCAAUCAUCUACCACGGCCACACGUUGACCUCCAAGAUCAAAUUCCUGGAUGUGCUGCACACCAUCAAAGAACACGCCUUCGUCACUUCAGAGUAUCCGGUGGUUUUGUCCAUCGAGGACCACUGCAGCGUGGUCCAGCAGAGGAACAUGGCCACACACUUUAAGAAGGUGUUUGGAGAUCUGCUGCUCACAAAGCCAGUUGAUAACAGCGCAGAGGAGCUGCCCUCACCCUACCAGCUCCGCAGGAAGAUCCUCAUCAAGCACAAGAAGCUGGUGGAAGGCACGCUGUACGAAGAGGUGACGUCAGCCAGCUACUCUGAAAACGACAUCAGCAACUCUCUGAAGAACGGCAUCCUGUACCUCGAAGAUCCCAUCGACCACACGUGGACUCCACAUUAUUUUGUCCUGACCAGCAACAAGAUCUACUACUCAGAGGAGACGUCCCACUACCAGACAGCUGAUGAAGAGGAGGACGACGAGGCAAAAGAGGAGUGUAACAACAACGAGCAGCACUGUGCGGAGCGCUGGUUCCACGGUAAGCUGGGCGGAGGUCGUGACGGCCGACAGGUGGCGGAGAAGCUGCUGCAGGAGUACUGCGAGGGUGGAGCCAAAGACGGCACCUUCCUGGUCCGGGAGAGUGAGACGUUUGUCGGAGACUACACCCUCUCGUUCUGGCGCUCCGGUCGAGUCCAGCACUGCAGGAUUCACUCUCGCCAGGAGUCCGGCUCCACUCGCUUCUACCUGACCGACAACCUGGUGUUCGACAGCCUGUACCGCCUCAUCUGCCACUACAGAGACACGCCACUUCGCUGCAACGAGUUCGAGAUGAGGCUGGGCAGCCCGGUGCCACAGCCCAAUGCACACGAGAGCAGAGAGUGGUUCCACUCCAGUCUGUCCCGUGUUCAGGCUGAACACAUGCUGAUGCGCGUCCCCAGAGACGGAGCUUUCCUGGUGCGAAAACGCAGCGAGCACAACUCCUUCGCCAUCUCCUUCAGGGCGGAGGGGAAGAUCAAACACUGUCGUAUCCAGCAGGAGGGGCGUCUCUUCAUGCUGGGCAGCUCCGCAGAGUUCGAGAGUCUGGUCGACCUCGUGACCUACUACGAGAAACAUCCUCUGUACCGCAAGAUGAGGCUCCGCUACCCCAUCAACGAGGACACUCUGGACCGCAUGGGCACCACGGAGCUGGACUACGGGGCGCUUUAUGAGGUCCGAACUCCUCAUUUCUACGUGGAGGCCAAUAAGAUGCCCACAGCUCGGUGUACAGUCAAAGCUCUGUACGACUAUCGAGCUCAGAGGGAAGACGAGCUCUGUUUCCCCAAACAGGCGCUCAUCCUCAGCGUGGAUAAACAGGAGGGCGGCUGGUGGCGAGGUGACUACGGAGGAAAGAAGCAGCUGUGGUUUCCUGCAAACUACGUGGAGGAGGUUCCCAGUUCUCCCACCAGAGAGCUGGAUGAAGCAGUUACAGAGGAUAUGCACAAAACUCCAACCCCCACAACUCAUAUUCCCUCACAUAGGUCCACAGAGAACAGUCCUCUUGGAACAUUCCUGAAAGGCUUCAUCGAUGUCCCCACCUGCCAUGUUGUGGUGCACAAGGACGGGAAGAAUUCGCGCCCCUAUGUGUUCACGAUCCACUCCCAGCAGCUGUCGUCUCACCCGGUUCAGACGCUGGACGUGGCGGCCGACAGUCUGGAGGACAUGAACAUCUGGGUCAGCAAGAUCAGAGAGGCCACGCAGAACGCUGAUGCACGGAUGCAGGAGGAGAAGCAAAUGGAGCGGAGGAAGAAGAUCGCUGUGGAGCUGUCUGAGCUGGUGGUCUACUGCAGACCGGUCCCCUUCAACGAGGACAAGAUCGGCACGGAGAGAGCGUGUUACCGUGACAUGUCCUCCUUCCCGGAGACGAAGGCGGAGAAGUUUGCGACACGCAGCCGAGGGAAACGCUUCCUGCAGUACAACCGGCGGCAGCUCUCCAGAGUUUACCCCCGAGGACAGAGGCUGGACUCGUCCAACUACGACCCGCUGCCCAUGUGGCUCUGCGGCUCCCAGCUGGUCGCACUCAACUUCCAGACCCCAGAUAAACCGAUGCAGCUGAAUCAGGCCUUGUUCAUGCUGGGAGGUGGCAGUGGCUUCGUUCCCCAGCCGGACGUCAUGAGGGACGACGCCUUCGACCCUUUUGACAAGGACACCUUACAUGUGGAGCCAAUCACUGUCCAGUUACAGGUGCUGGGAGCUCGUCAUCUGCCUAAAAAUGGCCGCAGCAUCGUCUGUCCCUUUGUGGAGGUGGAGAUCUGUGCAGCCGACUACGACAGCUACAAGUGCAAAACAGACGUAGUGGCUGAUAACGGUCUGAAUCCUGUGUGGGUGCAGAAGCAGUUUGUGUUUGACAUCCACAACCCAACAUUCUCCUUUCUGCGCUUCACUGUCUACGAGGAGGACAUGUUCAGUGAUCCCAACUUCCUGGCACAGGCGACGUACCCUGUCCGUCUGUUACGAACAGGCUACAGGAGCAUCUCACUGAAGAACAGCUACAGUGAAGAGUUAGAGUUGGCAUCACUUCUGGUGCAUAUAGAGAUCGUCAAUGCAAAGGAGGAAGACGACGAGAACUUGUACAUGUCCAUCCAGCGGCUGAGGGAUCGAACCAGCGAGCUGUCCAACCAGGUUUCCCUCCUGGAGAGGUCGGGCUCAGGGGACCUCAGCUACCAGCAGAGCCUGGAGGAGCUCCGAGCGGCUCAGGACCAGCUGAGUGAGCUGGUGGAGGCUCGAAACCGCAGGCUGAUUGAGAAGAAGAGGAGGGAGAAGCUGAGGCAGCAGGUGACAGCAAAACGCAGCUAAACAUCUCACCACCAGAGGACAACAGCGACACGCAAUCAUGCAUUUAUAACUGGAACUAAAAAUAUGUUCUUUCACAGUAAAAUGUGAGACUUUAAAGCACCAUGCUGUCCGAACAGCAGAGCAAAAAGAAGCAUCUCAUGGACUAAAAACAAAACCUCACAAAACUAAGCUAUAAAAACAAUCAAUGACUGGAGGCUGAAACACAUUACGAGCAAACUAGAGAUGGGUUUCUUCUAAAGUGUUUUCAUGGAAACAGUUUGUUGAUCGACAAGAAAUUUAGCUGUAACAGAUCUGACGAUUAAUUGAUCAUUCCAAGUCCUUUUUAAACCAGGGAAAACCCCCAAAAUUGCUGCUUUUCUUUGUGUUAUGUGAUAAGAAAUUUAUCAUUUGGGGAUUUUGGACUGUUGGUCAGACAGAACAAGCUAUUUGAAGAUGCCAACUUGAGCUUUUAAAUAUUUUCUGAUAUUUUUUUAACCAGACAAUUAGGAGAUUAAUGGGUCUCAAUGAAGCCAAGUUGCCUCUUGACACCUUUAAAAACUGGAUCUCAUUAGAGAAGAUGAGGGUGUAACACGCCACAAAACUGAAAUCUGCUUUUAGAAAAUUAAAUUUGAAGCUCAUCAAGUUCACUCUUACUGUGUUUUGGUCUUUAGCUAGAAAAACAGGACAUAAGGGAGAAGAAAACUCAGGUUACACAAGAGGAUGGAAUUUAAAAAAAACUAUGGAUGGGGAAAAAGGGAGCAGUGGGCACACGUAGCAAAAAAGCUAAUAUCAUGUAUGUGCCUUUGAUGUAUUUGUAGGGUUAAAAUGACUUGUGUUUAACAAAUAAAACUUUCUUUACAACUGGAAUAGUGGCCCUUUAAGGGAAAACUACUAACAAAUGAGGAAUCCACUCGUUUGGCUUGGACCACUACUCAUGGGUGAAAUGGGUUUAAAGGGAUUUUGAGACUGAAGUCUGUUCCUUCUAAUCAAGACCAAGUCUUUUUUUCGGGUGAUCACAUGAACUCUGGGACAGGAGCCCCUUUUCACCCGGGGUCAGACGUUCCCGUUCUACAUGGGAGAGCACAAACUGGACAAACAAAUCCUCCACAAACCACAUGAGAAGGUCUUUUAAUACAUCCUGAAAAAGGGCUCUAAAUAUAUCUAUACUACCUUCGAAGAGAACAGAGAACAAGAGGAAGACCACGAUCCUCAUAGCGCCCCCUGGAUGUCACCUGCAUAGGGGCUCAAGUGUGUGUCACAAUCAGACACACACAACAAACAAGGGCUAUCACGAAGCACUCUUACUUUGUCCCCCAUCUGAACCCCACGGCCAGGAUCAGGUCCCAUCAUCUGGCACUAAUCAACAGAUGCGGACCAACUGGACCUGGAUCGGGUAAAAAAAAACCCAUAUGACCCAAUGCAUGGCUUCAUAUCUAAUAACAUCCCCCUCUGUAGCUAUUCCUUCCCAUCAUACUCCUCUUAUUUGUCAUUGUAUAUAUAACUUCUUUUAUUUAUCAAACCCGUGUAGAUCCUGUUGUAAUAGAUGAAAAGAACAUACAAGGAGAAUGAUAACGGACUUCAGAUUCAAGAUACUGUAACUGUAUGUAGAAAUUAAUAUUGUGUCCCUUUAACUGUCCCCAUAGACACAAACCUCUCUCUUUCCUCCCCUGUGCUGUAGUUGCACUGGGCGGGGCCUCUAUGCAAAGGUGGUCUUCUCGGUCUAUAGCCAUUUUGUAUUAGGCGAUUUGACUCAAGUUGUGUUUUCUCUCCGUAUCUAUGCUAACUGUCCAGUAUUAUUACUCUGCAUUACAAAUCCUGUGCAAGUUUCCAUUGAAUAAAGCUCUUUCGUGUA
Messenger RNA from Centropristis striata (black sea bass), 6703 nucleotides. RefSeq names its product 1-phosphatidylinositol 4,5-bisphosphate phosphodiesterase gamma-1-like. Lineage: Eukaryota; Metazoa; Chordata; Actinopteri; Perciformes; Serranidae. Gene Ontology annotation, molecular function: protein binding; calcium ion binding; phosphatidylinositol-4,5-bisphosphate phospholipase C activity. The record is from RefSeq and is a predicted model, not a curated record. Bases 871 to 4872 code for a protein of 1333 amino acids. The transcript is spliced from 33 exons. Gene Ontology annotation, biological process: positive regulation of epithelial cell migration; phosphatidylinositol-mediated signaling; phospholipid catabolic process.